ACAGGUUGAUGUCGUCACGCGGUGGAGCAACCAAUGGGGUGCAACGUUGUACCUGAACAGCUGAUCUGAUGCGUGCGCACUAGAGCCGUGGCAGGCUCGCAGCCAUCUUUUGCCAUGUUGUCCGAUGGAGUGCCGCCAUCGGCCAUGUUGUUGUGACAUACGACGUCAGUCAAAUCGACAAUCGUUUUCAAAAAAAUUUUAAACAAGAAACCCUUCGGUAAACCAAUAAUUAUCAAUUCAUCGAAAUUCCUUUCAAAUCUACAGUUGUUAUGGGAAUGAAUCUGACCGAAGGAUGUAUUAAGGAUAUCGUGCUGGGUGUGGAAAUAAACUCCCCAAUAGUUCAAAUUUGGGACUAUAGAACGUAUCGUAAUAAAUUGCACGCCGUCACUGUUUCGGAUGGAGUGUUCUUUACUGUAUACCCAACAAAGUUAGUGAGAUCUGCUGCUAUGUUGGCUUGUAAUGGAGAGUUACAGCCCUACAGUGUGGUUGUUCUGGACGAUUACACAACCGAAAUCAAGCACUACUCCGAAGGACAUGCGGUGAUGUUGUUGAUUCGUAAAAUGACCAUAUUGAAGAGGGGCGACGCCGUAGCGAGCAAAAUUGGUAAUCCGAUCCCUGCGACUGAAUUUCAAUUGAAAGGGCUCACCAGCUUUGAAAAAUCUCUUGAAGAGAAAGCGAAGACAUUACCAAUAGCAGCGUUGGAUCCUGGCAAUGAUCUUUGGUCAAUUAAAGCUCGAAUCGUGAGCAAAACUUAUAUACAAAAUUCAAUUUCAAACGAAGAAUUCUUCAACAUGGAACUCGCCGAUUCGUCUGGCAGAAUAUUAGCGACUGCUUACAACGAUGCUUGUCGUAAAUUCUACAACUUGAUGAAGGUUAAUAAAGUAUACCAGAUUUGGCGUUAUUACCUUGAGAGUGAAGAAACAACAUCCCACAAAUUGAGGUUGAUUUUGAAUGAUGAUAGCAAAGUCAAAUUGGCUGUCGAAAAUAUACAGUUCAGCUUCUCUGACUCUAGAGUUUUCAAUGAUACACCUUUAAAUACUUCAGUCCAUAUUAUUGGAGUUUGUUAUCGCAUGUGGAGUUCGAAUAAGUCAGAGGACAAAUCGCGAAAAGGCUUACCUCGUUACAUGAUCCUGACAGAUCCAAGUAUAGAUAGAAGUGAACAUUCAAUUGCAGAUUCGGAUGAAGGAAUCUAUCGAGUCAUGUUAUCCGGUAAUGCAGCUAAAAAAAUUAAGAUUAACUCCAGACCUGUGAUUGCCAUUAAAGGAGCAAAAAUCGUCAAGAAAUCAGGACGCAGAUAUGCUUCAGUUAAUCGGGUUUCACAAGUAUUUAUAAAUCCAGAUAUUAAAGAAGCUCGCGAGAUGAUGGAGCGACACAAACACAACAUCCGAGUUGCAAAACUGGAGUGGGUUCAGCAUAAAUAAUCGCUUCGCUCUUUAGAAAAUGAAUUAUGUGGUCGUCUCGAGUUUUGUUUUUGAAUAUCAAGCGCAGAAAUUUUCAUUUUAUUCCUUAUUAGUUACAUAUAUAUUUUUAUAAUAAGAUGUUAAUAUAUUUUAUUUUUAAAAUAAGAUGUUAUAUUUUAUUUGUAUAAUAAGAUGUUAUAUUUUCAUUAAAAUUAUAUAAUUGAUAUCA
Messenger RNA from Planococcus citri (citrus mealybug), 1629 nucleotides. Its product is annotated as replication protein A 70 kDa DNA-binding subunit-like. Gene Ontology annotation, cellular component: nucleus; DNA replication factor A complex. Gene Ontology annotation, biological process: telomere maintenance via telomerase; nucleotide-excision repair; double-strand break repair via homologous recombination. The transcript has 8 exons. NCBI's taxonomy places the organism in Eukaryota, Metazoa, Arthropoda, Insecta, Hemiptera, Pseudococcidae. Gene Ontology annotation, molecular function: damaged DNA binding; single-stranded telomeric DNA binding. The coding region runs from base 270 to 1421 and encodes 383 amino acids. The record is from RefSeq and is a predicted model, not a curated record.